Molecule: messenger RNA, 1288 nt
Organism: Gossypium raimondii (Peruvian cotton)
Lineage: Eukaryota; Viridiplantae; Streptophyta; Magnoliopsida; Malvales; Malvaceae
Product: transcription factor MYB108
Exons: 3
Coding region: 187-1068 (293 amino acids)
Biological process (GO): regulation of DNA-templated transcription
Cellular component (GO): nucleus
Molecular function (GO): sequence-specific DNA binding; DNA-binding transcription factor activity
Source: RefSeq, a predicted model, not a curated record
UUGUUUAUUAGGAGAAAAAAAACUAUUGUUUAGUUUCAGUCUAAACCCAUGUUUGCCGCUGUCUAUAUAAUCAUCCUCCUACCUAAUGUACUCGUAAGCUAUCUUCAUCCCAAAUUCAAUUCUCAAAUCAGCUUAGAGGUUUAUCCUUGCCUCUCCGACUGUAAUUAACCUGUUUUAAGUUGAGAAAUGGAUGUUUACAAGAGAGGUUUCAUAUCUGAAACUUCAAGAAGUGAAGAAGAGAUGGAGCUAAGGAAAGGUCCAUGGACUGAAGAAGAGGACUCCAUGCUUAGGGCGUAUGUCAAUAUCCACGGCGAAGGUCGCUGGAACGCUGUUGCUCGCUUAUCAGGAUUGAGAAGAACCGGUAAAAGCUGCAGAUUGAGAUGGCUGAACUAUAUGCGACCAGAAAUCAAACGAGGAAACAUCAGCCUCGAAGAGCAGCUAUUGAUUCUUGAACUCCAUUCUCGCUGGGGGAACAGGUGGUCGAAAAUUGCACAACACUUGCCUGGAAGAACAGACAAUGAAAUAAAGAAUUAUUGGAGAACAAGAGUCCAGAAGCAGGCCAAGCAGCUUAAUUGUGACGUUAACAGCAAACAAUUCAAGGACGCCAUGCGUUACGUUUGGAUCCCCCGUUUAGUUGAACGGAUCCGUGCUUCAUCCGAGUCUCCCUCGAGUCAGCCUUCUACCACCACCAACACCACCUACAAUGAUCGUAUCAGCAACAUAAGCAGCAGUCAAAUGAGCUACGCAAAUGCGAGUGGGUCGGUCCAGGUUGACCCAAGUCUUCUGCCCGAAUUAUCAGGCACGUCAUCAGACUCCCUCGACACCCAAGUCUCUUCCGUUUCGGACCUGACCGAUUGUUACAAUCCACAAAGCCUUUCAAACUACUUACACAAGGGGUUAGGUUUGGAAAAGGAGGGAGCGGCCACAUGGGGCAGAGAUGAAGAAUUCCAGGCGACAGAGGAGCAUAGCAAUGGUUGGUUGGUUGGUGGUGGGGAGUCAUCGAUGGACACUGUGUGGAAUGAAGAGAAUGUUUGGUUUUUACAGCAGCAGCUUCAUGAUGGGAUCUAACCACAUGAAUUCGCUAGCGUGACGGUUCCACUUUUUCUAUUUUAAACCAUUGUCCCCAUACUGUUAUCGGAUGAUGGAGAAUAUGAAAAACACAAGUUUCGACUAACAUCGCCAAAUGCACUGCCUUUAGAAUGUAAAUGAUUCACGCAACAUUGUCAGGGUUUAUAUGUAGCAUUAAUUAUUAGUGUGUUCUGAAGAAAUAUCUUUUGCUCUGCUCUAA